Molecule: messenger RNA, 1762 nt
Organism: Alosa alosa (allis shad)
Lineage: Eukaryota; Metazoa; Chordata; Actinopteri; Clupeiformes; Clupeidae
Exons: 5
Coding region: 419-1084 (221 amino acids)
Molecular function (GO): protein binding
Source: RefSeq, a predicted model, not a curated record
UGAUGUUACUCAGGUAAAUGUUGUCACACGCUCUGAGACUCAGCUAAAGCUGGAGUGGACCAAAGUCAACAACAACAAUAAUUAUACUUACAUACUGAGAGUCAGCAAUGGAGCAGAGACCAGAAUCACUGGAUCAGAUGCAGGGACCACAGUGAAACACACAGUCUCAUCCCUCUCUACUGGGACAAAAUACUCUUUCACUCUCUUCACUCUGUUUGAGGGAGUGAGAAGCACAGGAUUUCAGUUUUCAGAAGUUACGGUUCCCCUUGAUGUUACUCAGGUAAAUGUGAUCACCCGCUCUGAGACUCAGCUGGAGCUGGAGUGGACCAAAGUCAACAACAACAGGAACUACAAUUACAUACUGAGAGACAGCAAUGGUGCAAAGACCAGCAUCACUGGAUCAGAUGCAGGGACCACAAUGAAACACACAGUCUCGCCUCUCUGUGCUGGGAUAAAAUACUCUUUCACUCUCUUCACUGUGUUUGAGGGAGUGAGCAGCACAGGAUAUAAAUUCUCAGUUGUUACAAAAAUCAACUGUGCUGCCUCACGGUGGAACGUCAGCAACUCCACCAUUGAGGCAGAGGUUUUAGGGCUGUUCUCCAUGGCAACAGCUCAUAAUGGGAGUGAUGGUGAUGUGACUGGCACUGUGAGGAGAAAUAAAGUGUCCUUCUCUAACCUUUACCCUGGGGCUACUUACAAUGUGUCGCUCUAUUAUCAGUUAGAUGAAGAACAACUUUUACAAUGUUCACACAGUGUAACAUUAGUUCCAGCAACAGUGACCAGUUUGUCCUGUGAAAGCAGAAACCAUUCUGUGUUUUUGAAGUGGGAGGAACCAUUUGGUCUCUGGACUGAAGCAGAGGUGAAUGUGAUGGGUAUAGGGUCUCAUUUAGUAAGGAGAACAGAUGUUAAGAUAGCUGGACUUGAGCCUUCUCGGACCUACAAUAUCAGUGUCACAUCACUCUCUGGAGCUGUGAGGGGUCCAAAUCAGUGGACCAGCUGUCAAACAACAAGUUCAAUGGUGGUCUUGGUACCAGAGGUUGUCAUCAUGCUGCUGGGUCUCCUGACUUCAAUGGGAUAUGUUUAACAAAUAGCCAUCAAAUUGGUUUGUGAGACACUACACAAACAUUUACUGCAAGUUUUUUUGCAAAAAAUCCAAUACUACAACAGCAUUCUGUAUUACCAUAAACUAUCCACUGCAAACAACACUGUUUUUUUUUUUCAAUUUUUCUUUACACUGUUUGUGGGGCUGUAAUGUGUUACCCUGCAGUCCCUCUUUCAAACAGUGUAAAAAAGUACUGUAUGACUAGAAGUUGUAAGCAUAUUGAAAUUAUCAUCAUUUUUUAUUACGGUAAUAUUAAUAGUCUUCAUUUCAAAUUAAAAGUACUGUAUAUAAAAGUGAACCAUCUCUGUCUGUCCGUGUGUCUAUUCUUCAUUCUUCAUAUUCUUCACACUUACAUCAUAAGUCAGAUUUAUAGUACAAAUUAUUCUGAUUUUAAAUGUGUAGUGGCAGUGGAGAAAUUGUGGUGACAUUUCCCUUAAGCAUUUACAGGUUAAAUGUUCUGGGAUGUGAACCCCAGAAAAUUUAUUUAACAGCACCCGAGCGGGGAUUUGCUGAGAUACCACAACUUGUGAUGACCUGGAAUGCCUUUCGUCCAAUCAGAAAUUAAUAAAUAGUUUGCUGUAUAAGCAAUACAGUGGGCAAUACAGUCGGUUUCUAUUUGUUUUUGUACAUAACCUACUGUAAAUAAAACAUAAAUAUGGA